AUCGAAGAAACCAGAAGGCAGAAACGUCAAGGACCGGAAGAAACAAGAGAGCCGAGACUGGCUGCCUCCACCGCCGGACGCCUAGUCGCCGACCUGCACGCCUCCAGUCCCUCCACCCUCCAGGAGGAGGAGGUAAGAGUGGCAGCAUUAUGAUUGGGAGAUACGAAUAUGUACACGAUGUUGGCAAAUGGCCCAUUGAAGCCAUAGACGCCUACCAUGUCAUGCUCUCAGGAAACACAUUACUUAAGGCUUCAAUUUUAUUCUCCUUUCUUAUUUUUCUUCUUCCAUCGGUGGUCUACAUUUGCUCCAGACUUGUACAUGUAAGAUACUCACCAACUCCUAUUAGUUUGGCGUUUUAGCUUAUGAGCAUUGUUAUGGCGGUACACUGGCACCUCGCCUUGGCACCGUGAUAACUAUGCCUACGAUAUUAGUUCUGGCAACUUUUCCAACUUGUAUAAAGGAUUUGGAUGGUGGGACGUCUCCAAGUACCCAAAUGGGGAUGUUGUAGUCCCAAGUCCCAAUUUGAGUGGGAUCAAAAUGAGCCACAUAUACUUAAAGUGAGAGUUUUUAAAAAGUGGGACUUCCAUCUUCAAUGGAGAGUCCCAUUUUGAAGUUCCACUUGCAUAUUCUUUGGAGAGUCCCAUUUAUUUAUAUGGGACCGGUUCUUUGCUUCCAUCCUAAGUUGGACACUUGGACAUGCUCUUAGGACCCAUUUGUAGAGAGUUAUUUAGAUAAUAUGGAUAAAUCUGUUUACCAGCUUAAGGAGUUAUUUAUAAAUAACUCAUCCUAAGGAAAUACUCGAUAAUAUGGAUCUCAAGUUGCAAACUUAUACCGGUAUUUUGAAGGAAUAAGGAAAUAGUGUUUCUUGAGCAAAUUUUACCCCUUUUUUCUCCACUUUGGUAUUGUAAUCACAAGCAUUUUGAAUGUAGUGAUACAUGUGUCUGUUUCUUGUGUGUGUGACAGCAGGUCAGGUCAAUCUCUGCUCUUUUUUACAGCUUGCUCAUAGGGGCAUUACUAAUUGGGAUGUACCUGAAGCUAGUUGUGAGAGAGUCAGUAAUAAUUUUGCCUGCUUUUGGAGUUCAGAUUGAGACUCGAUACCGAAGUUGGUCUGGAAAUGGCUGAUGCAGUACUUCAAAUCUUCAAUAACAGCGGGAGAAUAAAUCGACAGUUUGUGCCAUUUAGCAAGAUUUUGAAGCCUGUCCUGAAUGAAUGUGUGACUCCCAUUACUUGUUACUGGACGCUGUCUCUCAUCAUUCAUGGAGAAGACCAACUUUGUUUAGUUUUCAAGGAGUUGCGCCCUCCGGUGAAAAUGUUGGUUCCUAUUUGGAAGGCGUUAUGUGCUUCCAUUGAAUGGGGAGACUGCAAGGACGAGGCAGUACACUAAUUUCACUUUCUUCUCUCCAUGAUCCCCAUGCUGAGUUGUUCUCUACAACUACUAACUACUAGCAGAUUCUUUGAUUCAAGAAAAGAAAGGAUGAACCACCUCCCCAGGCCUCUCUCCCGGACCGGCCGGAUAGUUACUUGGAAAGGAGGUAAAUUGUGAAGAUCUUUACUUAAUGUACAAUUGAUUCAAGAAAAAGUCUCUAUGGAGGGAGAGCUUACUCUUUUGAUGCAAUUAUGAAGAGAUUUUUCAUGUGUAAUUGAGGUUAGAAAUUUAAGGUAAUUGCAUCACAUUAUAUAUAUAGUGGGAACAAGUUUUAGGAUGGCAACUCAUUUUUAACACUUUGGCCUCAUUAAACCAAAUGGAAUCCU
Messenger RNA from Cuscuta campestris, 1752 nucleotides. NCBI's taxonomy places the organism in Eukaryota, Viridiplantae, Streptophyta, Magnoliopsida, Solanales, Convolvulaceae. The record is from the annotation of a GenBank genome assembly.